AUGCCGGCCGGCGUCCGAGAGCCGGGGUCCCGCGGGACACCCCGCGCGGGACGAGGAGGGCACAGGGCUUGGGGCGGGAGGAAGAGUCGGGCCGAGACCGAAGUGCGUGUGCGGGAGGGCGGCAAGGCGCAUCCGGAGACUGCGGGCCCGGCCGAGGGUCUGGGCGGCCGGGGCCGCCGGGGGCCCCCGCCCCUCCCGCCGCUCGCCCCGCCCCCGGCCCACAGCCCGCUCCCCGCCGGCGCCCCAGUCUCCUCCCCGAGGUCGGUGGCAGGGCCGCCACUCCCUCCCGCGCCCUCCUCCGCCGCGCGCAUCUCAUUCCAGCCCUCAUUCCGCGCAUUCCAGGCUGCCUCCCUCCGUGCUCGAGGCCGGGGUGGGGAGGCCGCCACUCCCGCCGCAGCCCGCGCCGCGUCCCCGUCCGCAGGUCCAAAGGGCGCUCCUCCAAGCGGAGCCUUGGAGGGCACGGCCGGCACCAUUACCUCCAACGAGUGGAGCCCUCCUAACUCCCCCGAGGGGAGCAACAUCUCUGGGGGCAGUCAGGCAUUGAACAAGCCCAUCGACAAUGACGCAGAGGGUGUGUGGAGCCCGGACAUUGAGCAGAGCUUCCAGGAGGCCCUGGCCAUCUACCCACCCUGUGGUAGGCGCAAGAUCAUCCUCUCGGACGAAGGCAAGAUGUACGGUCGCAACGAGCUGAUUGCCCGCUAUAUCAAGCUCCGGACAGGGAAGACCCGCACCCGGAAGCAGGUCUCCAGCCACAUCCAGGUGCUGGCUCGGCGAAAAGCCCGUGAGAUCCAGGCCAAACUAAAGGAUCAGGCAGCUAAGGACAAGGCUCUGCAGAGCAUGGCCACCAUGUCGUCCGCCCAGAUCAUCUCUGCCACAGCCUUCCACAGUAAAAUGGCCCUCGCCCGGGGCCCAGGCUACCCAGCAGUCUCAGGGGUAAGUGGGGCUGCCUGGAGCCAGAGGUCAAGCCCGCCCCCACUUCUGAGGAGCCCGAGGUACCAGCCAGACAAAAUUUCUCUCACUCGAGUCCUCUCGGGCCAGGAGAGCCAGGGAGCCCCAUGCCCCCUGCUGCCCGCAGGUAGGACAAGACAUCUGGUGAGGUGCUGUCAUUUAUGGAGGUGCUGGGGAUGGUGGGGGCUGCACAGGGGAAGCACCAAGGCCCAGGCGCUCCCUGCAGUCUCCCGAGUGUGCAGAAGGCCCAGAAGGUGGAGGCGGAGAGGUGCCUGUCAGGCUGCUGUGGGUAGAGGUCGCAACGAGCUGAUUGCCCGCUAUAUCAAGCUCCGGACAGGGAAGACCCGCACCCGGAAGCAGGUCUCCAGCCACAUCCAGGUGCUGGCUCGGCGAAAAGCCCGUGAGAUCCAGGCCAAACUAAAGGAUCAGGCAGCUAAGGACAAGGCUCUGCAGAGCAUGGCCACCAUGUCGUCCGCCCAGAUCAUCUCUGCCACAGCCUUCCACAGUAAAAUGGCCCUCGCCCGGGGCCCAGGCUACCCAGCAGUCUCAGGGUUUUGGCAAGGAGCUUUGCCAGGCCAAGCCGGAACAUCCCAUGAUGUGAAACCUUUCUCUCAACAAACCUACACUGUCCAGCCUGCACUGCCUCUGCCAGGCUUUGAGUCUUCUCCUGCGGGACCCACCCCUUCGCCCUCAGCACCCCCGGCACCCCCGUGGCAGGGCCGCAGCGUGGCCAGCUCCAAGCUCUGGAUGUUGGAAUUCUCUGCCUUCCUGGAGCAGCAGCAGGACCCUGACUCGUACAACAAGCACCUGUUUGUGCACAUCGGCCAGUCCAGUCCAAGCUACAGUGACCCCUACCUCGAAGCCGUGGACAUCCGCCAGAUCUACGACAAAUUCCCAGAGAAAAAGGGUGGACUCAAGGAGCUUUUUGAACGGGGACCUUCCAAUGCCUUCUUUCUCGUGAAGUUCUGGGCAGACCUCAACACCAACAUUGAGGAUGAAGGCAGCUCCUUCUAUGGGGUCUCCAGCCAGUACGAGAGUCCUGAGAACAUGAUAAUCACCUGCUCCACCAAGGUCUGCUCUUUCGGCAAGCAAGUGGUAGAGAAGGUGGAGACAGAGUAUGCCCGCUAUGAGAAUGGCCACUACUCAUACCGCAUCCACCGGUCCCCGCUCUGUGAGUACAUGAUCAACUUCAUCCACAAGCUGAAGCACCUGCCGGAGAAGUACAUGAUGAACAGCGUGCUGGAGAACUUCACCAUCCUGCAGGUGGUCACCAACAGAGACACCCAGGAGACCUUGCUGUGCAUUGCCUAUGUCUUUGAGGUGUCAGCCAGUGAGCACGGGGCCCAGCACCACAUCUACCGGCUGGUGAAAGAAUAAGAGACACGGGGAGCAGGGAGGGGGGGGAGACAUCAUGUGUGCAGGGACAUGGGGAGGGGACCUGCGGUGAUAGCCCCUGAAGGGCCACGGUUGCUGAGAGGUCGUGACCCUUUCUGCCCAGGAACAAACUGCCUGAACCUGCAGUGCCCGAGCCCAGAUAAACGCGGGGUGUCAUGACUUCAGAGGGCCUGACCUGUGGUGUGGGCCUUAGGAGGGACUGUGGGAGAAAGGGGCAGCCUGGGAAGCAGGCCAGAAGCAGCCCCAGACGCUUCCCAGCAGUUCUGAAGCCAGCGCCCCGGCGGACUCAGCUGUCCAUGUCGCCAGACGCUGAAGCAUGAGGCGGAUGGUCCCUGUGCUGCGCUCUGCCAGCCACGCCGGGAGGCCCAAGGAUGGGCACACAGGACCCCGUCCUGUGCAUGCCCGUGCAUGUGCCCACCAGGGCCCCUCUGUGGCCAUCGCCCCGGGACAGUCUGGGGGAGGCCUGGCCCAGCCCAGGGUGCGGGUUUUAGUGAGGUGGUGGUAACAGUUGUAAGGUUGAAAGGCACAUGGUCAGAGCUCUUUAAGCAAAUUUCAUCUGUCUUCAGUGGGCAUGGAUUGCAGGUCCACACCGGCUGCUUGGGGCAACUGGUCCCAGGCCAGAGCAGCUCAAGACAGGGAAGGCAGGUAUGGCCGAGCCGAGCCAGCCUGCCGCGUUUCAGGGGUGAGGCUGGCAUCACGCAGUGUCGUGAAGGCUGAGGAGGGCAGUCAAAGGCCUGUGAUGGACCCGUGGCCUCUGCGACUCCCCAGCUGUGCCUUCUGUGAGUCUCAGCUCAGCCUGCCUGGAGCCGGGGCAGGCCUUCCACUACCACCCCAGACAGUGUCUGUGUUCCCUGGGGGUGGAGGAGAAGGAGCAUGGGACCCCCUCUGGGCCUCGAGGGGUCCCCUGGGUCAUUGCUUCCUAGAACUAGCACGCACUCUAGGUUUCCGCAGACCUGGCUUCGGCCCCACUGCUCCUGGCUGUCUAACCUUGGGUGAAUUUGUCCACUUUCUGAGCCUUAGUGUCCUGUCUCGCCGGCCUUGGGAGGCCUCAGGGAGGGGAGAGUCUGUCUGUAAAGUGCCUGGGGCAACAGGCAUAAGCGACUUCCUGCCUUAGGGCUCCCCUCCCGCAGGACCACGCGGCCUGACUCUUUGCUGCCACCUAGUGGCUUUCUGGUAUCAUCCCUGACGGGAGGUAACUCCGGGAAUCUGGGGUCAAGGGGAGCUGCAGGUUCACUGUGUGCCCAGCUCUGCGGGGCAUGUAUGGGAAUACAGAGAGGAGGAAGAUGGCACCUAGGAGGUGUUAUGGAGUGGCGGUUAGGAGCAAGAGCUCUGGAGUCAGACUGCUGGGAUUGGAAUCCUGGUUCUCAGCUGCUGACUAGCUGUGUGACCUUGGGGCAAGUCACCUACUUUCACUGUGCCUCAGUUUCCCCAUCUGUAAAAUGGGUAUGAUAAUAGUACCUACCUCGUAUAUGUAGAGUGCCUAGCCUAGUGCUGAGCACAUCAGUGUGUUCAGUGAAUAUAAAUUAUUAUGAAGAGAGGAGCUGGCCAUCUAAGGAGUCAGGUUGGAAAACUCCUGAGUGAGGCUGGUGGAUCCUCAGAGUGGCUGGAAUUCAGAGAUGGGAGAGGGCAGACUGUGGGAGAUCCAGGGAGGGGGUCGCAGUUGAGAGGCGGUCCGGUAAAGGGUGGGCAGCGUUCAGAGGAGCAGACAGGAAGAAGGCUGGCAGCGUUCGGAUGGUGGGGAGAAGCCCACUGCCCCGUGUGCGCCAUCCUCCACGGCCACACUCCUCUCUUCACCCCAGAGCAGCCUGAACCACACAUUCUGGGCCGCUGCAAACCUCGUGCUGAGCCUCCCAGCUCCACUGCCAGUGGAAAUGGCUCUCACAGGAUGUGCUGUGGAGACGGGGCAUGGGGCCCUGGGUCCCCGGGCGGGUGGCAUGUGCUCAUGUGUGCAGGUGUGUUUGUAUAAGGCUCCCCCAGCCCCCACCCCAGCAUCACAGUCCUCACCAUCUCCCCUUGCCCUUCUCCCCUCCCCUAUUCCUGGGCCUGGGCCUGUUUGGGUGGGGGCUGCUCACGAAGCCUGCCCUUCUCGCUUGACUGUGAACCUUCAGACAAAUGCUUCUGAAGGACGUGUGAGCAGCCCCCUGGCCAUGGCUGGGAUGCACACAUUCAGGAGGUGAUCUUCUUGUGUUGCAGGUGGGAGGGAGUCAGUGCAGAUCCUGCUGGGGCCAGGUGCGGGCUGAGCUUUCCCUUCUCUUUAUGAACUGACCUCAGAGGCCUAAUGGAGAGUCACUUACCUACAGCGUAAAUUCCAGACUAGUCAGCCAUGGAGAAUGCAGAUGGGGUGUCCUCUCCCCCUGGUGUGCAGACUUGGAGGACAGGCGGGAGGCCUGGCCCAGUCUGCCUCCUGCAGCCUCACCUGACCCUCACCUGUGUUCUGAAUUGUGUACCCUUCCCAGCACCUCCCCCUGCCUUUUGGCCUCUGUUCCACACGAUCCGGCCAGCAUCGCCCACCCCGCUCUCCCUGGAAGUUGGUUGCCCAUUCUCAAGGGCCAAGGCUAGUCACUCCUGCCCUUGUGUGGCAGAAGCAUUUCCGCCCAUGAUCGUUUGGAGCACCUGUUAACCUGGUGCCGGAACACAGGUGUCUUGUUGUCUCUUUUCAUCAUCUCCUGCUAGGUUCUGUGCUCUCCCCAUUUUACAGAUGAGGAAAGUUGGGGCACAGAGAGGGGAACUCACUUGCUUGGCAUAUCACUGCCUCUAUUCAUUCACUUCGCAGAUAUUCACUUCACUUCUGCUUUGUGCCGGAUACUGGGAAUGUAUCAAUGACCAAGACAGAAGAGGCCCUUGGGGAGCUUAUGUUUUACUGAGGAAGAAAGAGUAAACAAGCAGGUAAACAGGCCAUGUAGCCUGUGAUAUGUCAGGAAACGAGGGUGCAGAGGUUGAGGGUCACUGGGGAGCCUCUCUACAGCCUGGGGAGGGUGAGGAAAGGCCUUCUUAGGAGAGGCAGGAGGGUGGCUGGCAUGUCCCAGCCACAGAGAGGAGCGAGUGUCGGGAAUAAGGAGAGAUGAGUGGGGAGCUGUGGAGGCAGGCAGGGGCUCCUCCUGCCCAGCCAGCCAGCCAGGUGGGGGCAGCCGGCCAGUGGGGAACAGCCGGCCAGGUGGGGGGCAGCCGGCCAUCCGGCUCCCUCUGCAGGCCAACAGCCCCUCACUUGGUAAGGACUGUGGAUUUUAUUCCAUGUGAAGGGAGAUCUUGGAAGUGUGUUAAUCCAGGGAGUCUUUUUGAUCUGAUUUUAGAAAACUCUGGGAUUGCCAUGGACUGCAGAGAAGCACGUGUGACUGUCUGCUUCUCAGCCAGUCUCUCCUCCCGGACUCACUGUCUGUGGGUGGAGGCAAUGGAUUUCCUGGUUCUGUAAACUGAACGUGGUGUUCUGGAACAUAGCAGGUGCCCGGGAACCAUUUGAUGAAUGAGUGCAUGUGUCCAAGGCAGUGCGAUCCACACCGUUUGGGCCUGGAAGGUGAGAGGGGUCCCUGAGCCCCUUGCCCUUCUGUCACCAUGUAGGGCCAGCAGCCACGUUGUUGAGAUGGGGACAUGGGAACGGACCGCCCAUCCCAUGGAGUCUGAUGUUGACUGAGCACACUGUGCCCAGGGGCCACCAGAGACCUCCCAUAGGGUGGGAUGGUCCUAAUGAGAGAGAAACCCACCAGAAGGGACUUGGGGCGUGUGCCUGCUUGUGUGCAUGCGUGUGCAGACACAGGCUCUGCCCUUUCAGGACUGAAGCUGGUAGCGUGAGGACCAAGGGGCAGCCAAGGGGCUUCCUGGCUCAGGCCCCCACAUUCGGGGUGCUUGGUCCAGCACCCGCUCCCUCUCCCCAGUGGGCGGGUUCAGAGGACAGUGGGCUCCGUAGUGACUGGAGCUGAAGGGCGGCCAUCCCUUGUGAGCAGCAGUGUGGCAGCAGGGAGCCCCUGACACCUGGCAGGACUAGGCCAGGUGCAGGCUCACCUGGGCCGCACCUGCACAGGGUAGGGAGGUAAGGGACAGCGGCAGUGCAUUUGGUUUUACCUCAGGGACAGUGACACCAGUGGUUACUGUUUGACCCCUUCUUUAUCCAUAUGUCAGCUCCCAGAAUGCAAACGAGAAGCUUUUCCCCAAAGAGUUAAAUCUACAUCAGUUGGUCUUAAGGACUUCAACCCUGGAGUGGGGCUGAUCGAGGGCUGAACUGGCUUCUUACAAGUGUGGUCUUGGGCAAAUGACUUAGCCUUCGUGGCCUCAUCUGUGAAGUGGGGAUAACAGGGCUUCAACUUCCAGCUGCUGUUGGAAGGAAGGAGUGUGGCUGUGAGCAUGAAGGCGGGUGCCGAACUGGGCUCCCAGUGCACCCUCAGAGAGCUGGGCAGCUGGGCGUGUAAAGCCUGCCCUGACCCAGCUCUCCCACCCCCAGAACACACGCACUUGACUUUCAUCCUCACCCCUUAUCAGAAAUGGAAGGAAGUUCCUAACUGGGAAAAUAAUUCUGUGGCCUAUGUGGGUGAGGCAGAGUCCCCAGGGAAGGUUUGAAAGGGAGGACUGGACGAAUGGUGGGCGAAGCCACUCUGAACAAGAAACGUCGGAAUUUGGUUUUUGUUUAAUUCCUGAGAAAGGUCAGGGAGAGGUUUGGUCCAGUACCUUUUCGGAAGGCUGAAGCCCGCUAGUGGAAGUGGCAAAGGGUCUUUUUAAGCUCAUGGAUGUCUAAUAUUCAACUUUAAGUUUUUUGUAUUUUUGCUAUGUAAACCCCCUUUGUCUCUCCAAAUCUUCAGUAAAGUCAGCUACUGACACACAG
This is a messenger RNA of Manis javanica (Malayan pangolin), 7153 nucleotides long. The record is from RefSeq and is a predicted model, not a curated record. Lineage: Eukaryota; Metazoa; Chordata; Mammalia; Pholidota; Manidae.